Messenger RNA from Bombina bombina (fire-bellied toad), 3811 nucleotides. It is a transcript of the gene RASGEF1A, whose product is annotated as RasGEF domain family member 1A. Gene Ontology annotation, molecular function: guanyl-nucleotide exchange factor activity. The transcript is spliced from 13 exons. The record is from RefSeq and is a predicted model, not a curated record. Lineage: Eukaryota; Metazoa; Chordata; Amphibia; Anura; Bombinatoridae. Gene Ontology annotation, cellular component: plasma membrane. The coding region runs from base 235 to 1686 and encodes 483 amino acids. Gene Ontology annotation, biological process: Ras protein signal transduction; positive regulation of GTPase activity.
GCUCUUGUUGUAAUUGGGAGAGAAACAGGGGAACUGGAUUCUGACGUCUGUGAAACACAAGCAGAGGGAGGGGGUAUUUUUUAUAUCCUUGCUAUUUUAUUAGGAAGCAAUUCAUACCCAGCUUGGCGGGAAGACAGAUAUCAGUGGUUUAAUAAUGCUGACCACCCUGGCAGCCUAAGGAUUUGCAACUGCAGCAAAACAUCCUCCUCUAAGCCUGAACAAACCAAGCUGUGCAUGGUGCGGAAAAUGAGGGAAAGUAUGCCACAGACACCUAUAUUUCCCAGCAUGCUCAGCUCCAAUUGUAGCGGGCAGGUGCAGCCAGAAAUGGGGGAACAGUGCGGAGAUCCUGUUUACCAAGAUGGCAGUCUGGUUUCUGGCUCUUUGGAAGCUUUGAUUGAGCGCCUUGUGCCCACUGUGGAUUAUUAUCCAGAUAGGACAUAUAUCUUCACAUUUUUAUUGAGCUCUCGUGUCUUUAUUCAUCCCUAUGAGAUCCUUGCUAAAGUGGGACAGAUAUGCAUCAAGCAGAAGCAACAACUGGAAACGGGAACAGAGGCAGACAAGGUCAAGCUUAAGUCUUUUGCUGCUAAGAUUAUCAAACUACUGAGGGAGUGGACAGAAACGUUUCCUUUCGACUUUCAAGAUGAACUAGCCAGGAAAGAGCUGAAAGAAAUUGCACAAAGGAUCACACAGUGUGACGAGGAAAAUGGUACAAUUAAGAAGUCUAUCAGCCAAAUGACUCAGAAUGUGUUGCUUGCGCUUUCCACACGAGGCCAGUUCCAGGAGAUCCGAGAGAAGAUCCGACAGCCGGUCACUGACAAAGGAACCAUUUUAAAGACCAAGCCACAGUCUACCCAGAAAGACAUUCUGAGUCUUUGUGGAGACCCCCUGGUACUCGCUCAGCAACUUACUACCAUUGAAUUGGAACGAUUGGGGAAUAUUUACCCUGAGGAUCUAAUGCAGAUAAUCAGUCACAUGGACUCCCUGGAUAACCACAAGUGCCGAAGUGAUGUCACAAAGACUUACAACCUUGAAGCCUACGAUAACUGGUUUAACUGCCUGAGUAUGCUGGUGGCUACAGAGAUCUGCAGGGUUGUAAAGAAAAAGCAGAGGACGAGAGUCAUGGAGUUUUUUAUAGAUGUGGCAAGAGAAUGCUUCAACAUCGGCAACUUCAACUCCAUGAUGGCGAUUAUCUCUGGGAUGAAUCUUAGUCCUGUGGCCAGACUAAAAAAGACUUGGUCCAAAGUCAAAACAGCCAAGUUUGAUGUCCUAGAGCACCAUAUGGAUCCCUCUAGCAACUUCUGUAAUUAUCGGACGGCACUGCAGGGAGCAGCACAGAGGUUUCAGAGCGCAAACAGCAGCCGGGAGAAAAUAGUCAUUCCAGUUUUCAAUUUAUUUAUUAAAGACAUUUUCUUCCUUCACAAAAUUCAUCCAAACCGCUUAGCAAAUGGACACAUCAACUUCAAGAAAUUUUGGGAGAUCUCCAGACAAAUACAUGAUUUCUUGACUUGGAAACAAGUGGAAUGUCCGUUUGAGAAAGACAAGAAAAUUCAAACCUACCUUCUUACUACACCUAUUUACAGUGAAGAAGCUUUAUUUAUAGCAUCUUUUGAAAAUGAGGGUCCAGAUAACCACAUGGAAAAAGACAGCUGGAAAACGCUCAGGUCUACGCUUUUAAACCGAGCCUGAGAAAUUAUUCACAAGAAGCCUGAAUCACACACAGGACUAAAGCUUUUUAAUUAUUUCAUUGUUUAUUUUUUUGUUUGUUUGUUUGUUUGUUUGUGCAGAAUGUUUUAUUGUAAGGAAGACAGAUCUCACCGGUUGGGGUCUUUAGUUUUUGUAUAUAAUCUUUUAUGAGACAAGAAAAAAGUGGUAUAUAAUGAUAUAAAAAAAGAUAUAUAUAUUUAAUGCUUUAAUCUUAAGGCACUUAUAAAAAAUAUAAAAGGGACGUCUGUUUUCUUAUUUUUAUGGUUUAUUAAAUACAAAACCCCUUUGCUGCUGGAAUGGCCAUAUUGUAAUGCAAAUUUAUAUCUAAUGUGUAGAGAAAAGGCUUUUUAUGAGCCUCUGCACUAUUAAAGGGUUAAGCCCUUAUUAUAUUGUUGAAAUAAAAGGGCAGGACCCGGUUUUCUCAAAAUUUAUGAAUGUUUAUAGGCUGGAUGUAUCUGAGUUUAUAAUAGAGCCUGGAAAAUCCCAUAAACGUUGAACCAUUUCUUAAACCUUAUAUCCCGUUCUGCUGCUGCAAUAAAAUACUUAACGCUAAUCAUUUUACAGUGGUAACAGACUUUAUAGUGCUGCAAAGUGCUUAUGAACCAUUCAGUUGUGUAUUUCUAUUUUCUGGCUGCAGGACCAGCCAUGGAAAAAAUACACAUCUGGUCUCCUAACCCCUAAGGGCAUAUAUUUAUUUAUUAUUUUCUAGAUCUCUAUAUCUGGCUUCUUUUACUAUAGAUUUUCUGAUUUGGAGCAAAACACAAAACAAAAAAACACCCCAAAUUUAUUUGGAUUUUUUUUCUAAUGAAAUAAGGAUGACUAUCUAACAUUGCAGCUGUGAAAUAUAAAUAAAUAACCCCAAUAGUGCUUAAAAUGUCAUUGCUCUGUAAGGGGAUUAAGGUUUUUAUAAAAUAUAUUUGGGCCUCUCUGUUAUUGGAGUAUGAUAAGUAUCUGCUGCUAGCUGCUUACUUAUGACACAUUAUUGUAACUCAUCACACUGCACACUAUAGACCACUGUCACUAACACAAGCCUUGUGUCUGAAAAACCUACAGCUACUCUGUAACAGUGAUAUGCUGAUGGGGAGGAAGGUUUAUCAUUUCUGUAUAGAGAUGUAACUAUUGCUUCUCUUGGUCUUAAAUCAGGGGCUAGUGAUUCCUGAGAACAUUUGACAAAUAAAAGCAGCACUUAUGUUUAUUUGCCUUGUAAGAAAGAGGUAACUCACCAACCUCAUACACUUAACAGCACAAAAUAAGAGUAUUAAUGAGAGAUCCACAAUCAUUAGAUUUUACACAAAAAAAAAAAAAAAACCUAAGAUAAGUCUGAUGAAGGGGAGACUGGCCAAAAGGUUAUCACAAUAUAAGUAUUUUUUUUUUUUUUAAUCCAUCAAAUGUAGACACUUUAUCACUCUUCAGUUAUGUUUUUUUUAUCAUUCAUAUAGAGAAUACAGUUUUGAACAUUCCAAUUUGCUUCCAGUAUCUAAUAUGCUUCAUUCUCUCUGUGAGCUAGCUGAAUGCAUUGGGGGAUCCAAUAACAUGAAGCACAUUUGUGCAACCACCAAUCACCAACUCCUGAACCUACCUAGGUAUCAUUUUCAACAAAGGAUAUCAAAGGAACAAAGCCACUUAGAUAAUAGAAAUAAAUUGGAAUAAUGUUUAAAAUCACGUGUUUAAAAAUUGUGUUUUCAUGUCCCAUUAAAUAAAUUGGAUCUUUAUUUAUAUACAGUCUGACACAACAUGAAGUCAGGAAGUUAACACAUUCACUGCUGGAUUUAAGCUGGUCAUCUGUUCCAGUGACGCAUAUUGUUUUAGUGCUGAAGUGUAUUAGGUUGUGUGCACCUCCUUCAGAAUAAGAGGACUCUUGACAAUCUCCUUAUCUAUAUAAGCUUGUCAUACAGUAAUGUACCAUUCAGAUCACUGUUCUCAUGCAAAUCCAGAUCAAACUUUUUUUUCCUCUAGGAAUGCAACAUUCCAUAAGUGUAUUUUCCGUUUCUCUGUUUGUUCUCUUACAGCCAGCUUGCUAAGUAAAGCUGUACUGUGAAGCAGGGUAUUCCGUGUCUGACCAGAUGUGCUUGAAUAAAUAAAUACAGAAGUGCUUACAAAUGAACAA